AUGGGAUCCGUACAGAGACCCAUUACCCGCCCGGGUGGUUUCAGGAACCUUCCGAACAUCGAAACCUUGACAUCUCGACUGAAGAACGUACAACCGAUUAUCGAGCAAAUAUGCAAUACCAUGGGUCAGGUCGGCCUCUCAUAUGGAGUUCUAUACCAGGGCCAAGUUGUUCUCGCCAGGGGCUAUGGAGACCGAGAUCAUGAGAACCAGAAGCCAGCAGACGAGAACACAUUGUUCAAUAUAGCCUCGUGCACGAAGGCAUUUACCGCCACUGCUUGCGCCUUGCUAGCUCAGGAAGGUUCCCUUGAUCUCAACCUUCCAGUAAAAGAAUAUCUUCCAGAGCUCAAAGAGGAGCAAGCCACGCUAGUUGACUUACUUGCUCACCGAACUGGGUAUGCUCGUUUGGAUACGAGCUGGGUCGGCCAACGGAGCGAAGUGCUCGUGUCUCACGCUGAGUUGAUAAAACGGGUGAAUGCUUUGCCCAAGUUGCGUAGCCUCGGGAGCGAGUGGCUCUACAAUAACUGGAUGUACGCUGUCGCGGGUGUCGUUGUAGAGCGGCAUAACAAGGGUCAUCUCACCUAUAUGGACUUCGUAAAGAAGUGCUUGCUCGAAGCUUACUGUCUAACGCGGUCAUGCAUUGAGCGAAAAGAUAUUCCCGAUGACAAUAUCAGCCUCGCAUAUGUGGCGUCGCGGUCCCGAACAGCAUUGCCAAUACCCGAACCCCCAUGGGAGGAAUCUCCAUUUACUCCAGGAGGUGGCAUCCGAAGCUGUGUCGUUGACAUGCUGAAGUGGUCGGAAUUAUUACUAGCUGCCUACGCAGCCGAUGCGAAAGAUGCUUCAUCCGAACUUCGCUCACCAGUGAGCAAACAUCCUGGGGUUAUAUUUUCUCCCAAGAUGAUUCUUCCCGAUGCCGUAUCCUAUGGCCAACUGGAGCGGAGCUACGGCAUGGGUUUUUUGAGGUUCAUGCUGCCCUCGAAACUCAGUCAUGGAGGUCGAAACGCCACUGUGGCAAGCGAAGUUGCCAUUCCUCCAGUAGGAAACAAUGAUGAUCAUACACUAGCACUAGCUCAUGCUGGAGAGAAUGCCGGGGCACUUUCCGCUUUCACUCUUUUCCCCGAGCUAGAUACGGCAGUGAUAGUUCUCGGUAACACUACAGCGCUAGGUGACACCAAUGAACUCGUUAUGCAUCUUCUAAGUAGUCAGAUCAUGACUUCCGAGCUCCAAGUCGACUACACGGCAUUGGCGACCUCUAUCGCUGAGCAGUGUAAGAGCUGGCACGAGCGCACGAUCAGCAAACCUUUAUCAAAGCAUCGGGUCCAAGGUACCAAUGCCGGGUCACUUGAGGAAUACGUCGGCGAGUAUGAAGGUUUCGAGUAUAGUAUGAAGGUCAGCCUGGAGAGUGAUGGGCUUAUUUUGCACCAUGGAGGACGGGCCUCUCAGCGAGCGAGGCUGACACACUACCACUACGACACGUUCUCGUUUGCGACUUCGGAUUAUGAAGAGCAUCUUCAGCUCGGAAUGAUUGACUAUGACGAUUGGCGACUACUACUCCUUCAUUUUGAGCGGGACUACAGCGGCGCUAUCGUGGGCAUCAAAUGGUUUCUUGAUGGAGAUAUCUCGCCAGUACUCUUAGGGCGUAAAGCCUAG
Didymosphaeria variabile is the source of this 1647-nucleotide messenger RNA. RefSeq lists its product as uncharacterized. NCBI's taxonomy places the organism in Eukaryota, Fungi, Ascomycota, Dothideomycetes, Pleosporales, Didymosphaeriaceae. The coding region runs from base 1 to 1647 and encodes 548 amino acids. The record is from RefSeq and is a predicted model, not a curated record. The transcript is spliced from 2 exons.